This is a messenger RNA of Geodia barretti, 408 nucleotides long. NCBI's taxonomy places the organism in Eukaryota, Metazoa, Porifera, Demospongiae, Tetractinellida, Geodiidae. The record is from the annotation of a GenBank genome assembly.
AUGGCGCGGGCGGUUACGCCGGCCAUGCAGGAACAAGGCAAAGGGGCCAUCGUCAACGUGUCGUCCGGCUCCGGGUUCAGCGGUUCGGGCAGUUCCAUCGCCUACGCUGCGUCCAAGGCGGCGCUGAACGUGAUGACGUACUCGCUGGCGCGCGCCCUCGCGCCGGAGAUACGGGUCAACGCGGUGUGUCCGGGCGUGAUGCAGACGCGGUGGUGGCGGGACGGCCUCGGCGACGGCUACGAGGCAUUCAUAGACCGGUACGCAGAAUCUGCCCCGCUUAAGUCAGCCGGUACCACCGAGAUGGUGGCAGACCCGGUGGUGUGGCUACUGGAGGGUGCGGAACACGUUACCGGUGAGACUAUCCUGGUGGACGCGGGUUCGCACUUGGGGCCGUCGCCACGGCGGUAG